This is a messenger RNA of Kazachstania africana CBS 2517, 1755 nucleotides long. RefSeq names its product protein-lysine N-methyltransferase (gene EFM1). The transcript has a single exon. Gene Ontology annotation, molecular function: protein-lysine N-methyltransferase activity; protein binding. Bases 1 to 1755 code for a protein of 584 amino acids. The record is from RefSeq and is a predicted model, not a curated record. Gene Ontology annotation, cellular component: nucleus. Gene Ontology annotation, biological process: peptidyl-lysine monomethylation. NCBI's taxonomy places the organism in Eukaryota, Fungi, Ascomycota, Saccharomycetes, Saccharomycetales, Saccharomycetaceae.
AUGUCAUCUCAAACAGACCUACUCACCAGUUUUCUCAACUGGUCUAAAGAUAACGGAGCUAAAAUUAAUGAAUCUAUAGAGUUCAAAACGUCGAAAGAUUCAGGAAUCUCUGCUACUAUCAUCAAAGAAAUUCCAUCAGAUGCCAUCUCUAAACCUUUAAUAUCCGUUCCAUCAAAAUUGUUAAUCACCAACGAAUUGGCUCUGAAAGAAUUUAACGUCUCAUCGAAGAAUCUCUCAUCGUUAUUUAAUCCGAAUGCCCUCAUUCAAUUGUAUCUAUGCAAGUUAAAAUUCAAUGCCACAACUGCCAAAAGCGAUUUUUUCAAACCAUAUCUUGACAUUCUACCCCCAAAUGUACCCCAUCCAUACUUUUGGAAUAAGUCACAAUUACAAUUAUUACAAGGUACCGAUACCCUCAUUAAGAUCAAACAAAAUCUUCAAAAUUUAAUCACAGAAUGGUACGAAUUGUUAAAUGUACUUGAAAUCACACCAAUUGAGAAAGAAGGAACUGCAUUUGAUGUAAAUGAUAUAGAUUCAAUCUUCUCGUACAUUAGUGAAAACGUCAAAACAACUUCUCCAAAAUGGAACAGUUUUAUAGCAUACUUAUGGUCUUUUGGAAUUUUCACUUCCAGAGCUUUUCCGGAAAUUCUGAUAAACCCAGAUAAUUGUUCUAAUGUCAAUCAAGCAUUUCUAUACCCAAUUGUAGAUUUAUUAAACCAUAAAAAUGGUACAAGCGUAAAAUGGACUUUUGAAGACGAUCAAGCUCAUUUUUUCACUAAUGAAAAGAAUUUGAAGAAGCAUACAGAAUUGUUUAAUAACUAUGGUGACAAAUCAAAUGAAGAGCUUCUCUUGGGAUAUGGUUUUGUUCAGAGUAACAAUGCUCAUGAUGAUACCAAAUUGACUUUAAAACUUGACCCACAAUUAAUUGAGAGUAUGCCUUCUUUUGGAAUUGUCUUAAAUAAAGAAAACACAGUGGGAACCGAAUGUCUUCAAUUUACACUAUCCUCAAGGAAUCCACUACCAAGGAAUCUUUUGAAAUUAUUCGGUUUUUUAAGUAAAUUGAAAUCAGAAACCUCUUUGAAUUAUAGAAACAUUCUUGAGGGUAGUGAUGAAUUAUCCUCUAUUCUAGAUGCCAAAAUUCAAUUUUUCAAAAGAGCCUCCAAGAUUGAUGCCUCUACGUUAGAACCAUCAUCCAACAAUACCGUUGUUAUAAAGAUACUCAAGGAUUUUUUCGCUGGUCAGAGAAGAAUAUACAUAUCUAGUUUAGAAGAGCUUCAGAAAUUUCAGAAAACUACUCUCAAAAAUAUUAAUGAGAACAUGGCUUUUUCUUUCAAGACCGCAUUCAAAAAUGAUAAAACCUUUACAAACAGUUUAUUACUGUCCUUAGGUAUCACUAAAUAUGAGGAUUUGAUAGCUAAAAAUUGUUUAAACCAGGCAUUGCUUUUAUGGAUCGUACGAGUUGUAAACAUGAAUUCUUUGAAACGUCCAUUGGACUAUCAAAUUCCUUCUUUCAUAAACGAAAUGUUUCAUGAAGUCAAUUCAUCAAUUAUUGUAAACAAGGAGGACGUAUUGGAGUAUAUGGAUUUUUACAAAGGUCUCUUCCCAAAUUUAAGUGAGAAAAUCCCAGAAGUAUUUGCUCAAGGUAAUUGGGGUAUCAAACAAUUUAUCAUUGCGGAUACUGUUGUAGACAGAUUAGUCUGGGUCAGGAAAUCCAACAAUGAACCCAUUUUUAUCGAUAAAAAGCGUUUUGAUUUAUAA